Eruca vesicaria subsp. sativa (arugula) is the source of this 777-nucleotide messenger RNA. The record is from the annotation of a GenBank genome assembly. NCBI's taxonomy places the organism in Eukaryota, Viridiplantae, Streptophyta, Magnoliopsida, Brassicales, Brassicaceae.
AUGAGUGACUCCACCAACAGCGUCUCUCCUUCCUCUGAUUACGCCUCCAUCUCCUCCGGCGACCAGUCUCUUCAGAGGAGUCGAAGGAGUGGAGAAGCAAACCGAGCCAUUGUACGUGAGUCUCGACACUGGCACGAUCUCUUCUGGUCAGCCAUCUUUGUGAUCCACCUGAUAUGCUUAGGCUUCGUCCUCGCAGUGCUUGGACUCAACAGGUUUAGAAUCUCAGAUAGGUUAAACAUCGAUAGAUACACUCAAGGCUUCUUGGAGAAUCACAAAGGCCUAACCGAAGACUACUGGCCACUCUACGCUGUAGCCGGCGCCAUUGGAGUCUUUAUCAGUUGGGUUUGGUCGUUACUUCUCGGCUCUUACGCCAAUGAGAUGAUGAAAGUCUCGGUACACAUCUUAACCACCUACUUGGCUGUGGUUAGCGUGCUGUGUUUCUGGUGUAGACAGUUCUUUUGGGGAGGGGCCUUCGCUAUUGGAGCUUUGUUGCAGUUCUUGUAUGUUAUUUCAGUUAUAGACAGGCUUCCUUUUACGAUGCUGGUUCUGAGGAAAGCGUUGAAGUUAGUUUGGGGACUUCCUAAGGUUAUAAUGGUGGCGCAUGCUUUUACUGUCUUCAUGCUUUUGUGGAUGUCUUUGUGGUCUUUUGGAGCAUCUGGUGUUGUGGCUUCGAGUAUGGGCGAUGAAGGACGUUGGUGGCUUCUUGUGGUGAGCUGGUUUUUUCGGUUAGCUUGUUCUGGACAGGCGCUGUGUUGUGUAAUACUGUACAUGUUAUAG